AACAAACAAAACCCCACUGUUCCACCGACCGACCGUUCAAUUCGAGGUAGCGCGCAUUCCGUGAAACAUAGAAAAACAAGUGCACAAUAAGACAACCGGCUUUCGUGACGACUGAAACGCAGUUUUUCGAGCAUUUUUAGCCAAAACAGGACUCGAGGCAACGCCCGCGCAUCAGCUUUUUUAUUAUAAGCUUCAGUGUUUGUUGUGUGUGUUUUUCUGGCGCAUCCCGUUGGCGUUGUGUGUGUAUCCCGACAUCUCCUCUUUGAGCUGCUGUCCUUGUAUUAGGGUGUGCCGAAAAAGCAAAGAAAACAACAAAAAAAAAACAGUGACAUUCCAGCACAGCUCCACCUCCGCAAAGUAAAUCAACCAACUCGCCGAAAUGUCAGUUUCCUCGAACGCCUCCUCGGCCUCGCGAAAUGGCAGUGUGGACGACAGUACCACCGCCAGUACCACCAACACGGACAGCUCCGAGCUGACGCACAUUCUGAACCGGCGGCAGGAGAUCAUGGACUCGCAGGAGGCGGGCAUCGAAGUGCCGCGCACCUUCAAGGUGGUUAAUGUGUACACCGAGUUCCAUGAGUUCUCCAGGAAGCAGAUCAAGGACUACCAGAAGACCUUCAAUACCUACGACACUGCUCGGGAUGGCUUCUUGGAUCUGCAGGAGCUCAAGUUCAUGAUGGAGAAGCUUGGCGCCCCCCAGACCCAUCUCGGGCUGAAGAAAAUGAUCGCCGAGGUGGACGAGGACCAUGAUGGCAAGAUCUCCUUCAGGGAGUUCCUACUCAUCUACCGCAAGGCCGGAGCCGGAGAACUGGACUCGGAUUCGGGGCUCAACCAGCUGGCCCGUCUGACGGAGAUCGAUGUGGAGCAGGUGGGCGUGAGCGGAGCCAAGAACUUCUUCGAGGCGAAGAUUGAACAGCAGCUGAGGACGAACAAGUUCCACGACGAGAUCCGGGCCGAGCAGGAGGAGCGCCGGCGCGAGGAGGAGGAGCGGGCCCAGCGGCGCCAGCAGUUCCAGCAGCGGGCGGCUAUCUUCCAGUAGACCUGGAUCCCAGCACCAUUAUCCUAGCGGUAGUCUAGCGAGUAAUUAUUUGGCGUAGGUUAAAUGGAAUGUGGACCUAUAGAAGAACCUAGGGAGACCGGAGACGCUUCGUACAAGCUGCAGGCAUUUUUCAAGCAUCACAUAAAAUAAUUGAUAUCCAUACUAAUCGUCUCAUAUAUACACACCUACUACUGGAGUGGUCCCAUUGACGAAGGGACUUGGAAGAAGAAUAGCUACUCCAGAAGGGAAACCAAGUCAGACCACUUCCAGUCCUCAUAUUCAUGCAUACGUACACAUAGAUAACGAUCAUACCAAAAGCGUAAUUUAUAAUUAACCUUUAGUUUUAAGAAGAAUGUUUUUAGCUUAAGAACUCUUUGAAAUAUCUGGUGUUGCGUAAUCUUCUUAUUUGUUGAACUUGUACCUUUAGUUUUGAUGAAUUCUUUCGAUUCUUUCUAACUGGUAGUGCCAUUUUUAUUUUCAUUAUGAUUUUAAUUAUUGUUUAAAAAAAGGGAUAGUUGUUUUAAGCGAAAAAUUCAAACCUAAUUUGUACAUAAAUACACCUGUGUUGUUGUCGGAAUAAGUGGAAUAUGCGUUCAAGCUUUCAUUUCAGUAUUUCGUGUUUAAAGUUUAGCAAUAAAAAGCAAUACUAUAAUGCAUUAAAUACUACAGAAUACAAAGAAUACACAUACUUUUAGAGAGCGUUUAAUACAAGAACUUAUACUGCAAUUUAAACAAAUAAAUGUAUAUAAUACAAAAUCAUAUGAA
Drosophila bipectinata is the source of this 1804-nucleotide messenger RNA. It is a transcript of the gene Swip-1, whose product is annotated as EF-hand domain-containing protein D2 homolog Swip-1. Lineage: Eukaryota; Metazoa; Arthropoda; Insecta; Diptera; Drosophilidae. The record is from RefSeq and is a predicted model, not a curated record. Gene Ontology annotation, molecular function: calcium ion binding.